Trichoplusia ni (cabbage looper) is the source of this 1441-nucleotide messenger RNA. Its product is annotated as poly(U)-specific endoribonuclease homolog. NCBI's taxonomy places the organism in Eukaryota, Metazoa, Arthropoda, Insecta, Lepidoptera, Noctuidae. Gene Ontology annotation, molecular function: RNA endonuclease activity. The record is from RefSeq and is a predicted model, not a curated record. Bases 97 to 1146 code for a protein of 349 amino acids. The transcript has 6 exons.
AGGUCGUGCUGUAUCGCUGCGCGACGGACUCGGAGCAGCUCAGUGAUCACUAGUGCGCCGCUCGCACUACACACUGCGUAUCAAACAUAAUCCAUUAUGAAGAUUGCCAUUGUGUUAAUUGUUUGUGUGGCCGUGUGUCGCGCCGACAACCUAGCCAAUGCAGCCGGACAGAUCUUUAACAGCAUCUUGCCUAACAUAAUCAGCAACUCGGUGACCGGCCAGCAAGGAAACACAGCAGGCAACACCCUCCAACAGAUAGGUACGGUUGUUGGCGGAGUCGUAGACUACGCCAAGAAGAAGAGCUAUGAGGAUCUGCUGCGUCAGGUGCAGGACUCCACCACAGAUGAGGACCUUUUGCGAAUCAGUGAGGAAAUGUUCAACGGUGACAUCAACAACGCUUAUUCUUAUAUCCAAGUGAACCUGCAAGAGAAAACCAGUCCUCUAUCCAAGGAUGACAAAGCUCCAGCCAACCUCCUGUCCGUGCCGCAAAAUGUAUGGAGUGGUCCCACAAUACGGCCGUUUGUUGCACUCUUCGACAAUUACCAUAAAAACGUGAUCAGGCCAGAGUUUGUCACACCCAAUGAAGAAACGGAACAAACCACUUACAUCAACACUAUUCUCGCCACCGGUCCAAUUAGAAGCCUUAUGAACUUUUUGGUUAGCAAAGGAUUAACUCAAAUGAACGAGUACAAUGAACAAGUGGACUUACUGAGGAAGAUCUGGUUCACGAAGUACGCGCGCCACUGGACCGGCCUCUGCAAGUGCAGCUGCGCCUUCGAGAACAUCUUCAUGGCUGAGCUCAAGUCCAACGAUGUGCUUGGACUCCACAGUUGGUUAUUCUUCGCUCAACGUGAACAGGACCGCAAAGCUAACUACCUCGGCUACAUCGACAAACUGGACCUCUCUGGAAAAGGUCUGAUCCUGAAGCAGCACUCAGUACUGAGCGACACUAAGGACGCUCCCGAAGUCACCAUGUUCGUGGGCACAUCGCCCGAGCUAGAGAUGGCGCUGUACACGCUGUGCUUCAUGGCGCGCCCCGACCGACCCUGCAAGCUGCGCUACAACAACGUGCCCUUCACUAUCCAAACCAAAACCCUCAAGUCUGAGAAUGUACUGCUUAUUGAUACCGCCUACCCUCUAUACUGAUCAUUCUAUGCAAAAUCCUACCUCUCUUGAAUCUGUUCGUCCGAACGAACGUUUGAAAUACAAAAAGAGGGAAAACAAAGAAUUUAGUACAUUUAAAUGUGUCAUAUACCUAAAUAUCUAAUUAAGUUAAGCUUUAAAGAGAUUUAUUGCAAUAACUAUUUAAUUUUCUAUCCAUAAGUAUGCUUUAAACAAAGAUAAAUACUUCAAGCUUAGUUUGAUAUCACGUCUGGAUACAGGUCGAUGAAGAUAAACAGGUCACAAUAAUAUUAAGUAAUAAAACCAAUGAAAUGUUAAA